Molecule: messenger RNA, 504 nt
Organism: Mesorhabditis spiculigera
Lineage: Eukaryota; Metazoa; Nematoda; Chromadorea; Rhabditida; Rhabditidae
Source: the annotation of a GenBank genome assembly
AUGGGCCGGGCCGGCAGCUUGGCCGCUACUAUUGCGGUGAUUAUUGGAGCCGCGGCGGCGGCGGGAACAUUCCAGACAUGGAUGGGAUUGAAUGAGGCUUGUACUGGGAGUUGCGCCCCGCAAUAUCAAGUCCAGAUCCGUCUAUGCCUUGAAGACGCAACCGGAAGUGGAUGCGGAAGCAUUAACGACCACGUACAACUUACCCCUUGCUGCGCAAACGCUGUCGCAGCUUGGUCAGCUUGGUCGGCACCAACCGCCUGCAACGCUAACAUGACAUGUGGAGCGGAAGGUCCAGCCCAGACUCGCACUUGCGGUGCCCUGAACGGAUGCCCAGUCAAUACUACGACUUGUGUUGGUGAUACCCGUAUCAACAACGGAAACCCUUGCGCAACCGCCCGCACCGAUGGAAGCUAUCAAAUCUGUCUCUUCCCGAAAGAGGAAUGCUUCCUGCCGUACUUCAAGACCUUCAUGAACGCGACGAAGCGGUACGGCUGCGUCGUCGCU